CUUUUUUUCUUUUUUAAUCUCAGUUAGUAUUUUACUGGUGUUUUCGACCUUUGGGGGCUGGUAGAAGAAUAAAUUAAGCUAACGUCAUGUUCUAAUGAUACAAAAACGUAAAAUUAACGCGACUAAUGACGCUUUAUCUUAACACACCUGAUCGUGUAGCUUUGUUGACCGCUUUUGCGGCACUAAAAGCCGAUUCCCGUGUUAACUGUGUGUCUCUCUGGUUUCGGGUUAUUCUUUCCUCGGCAAGUGGCUUCCAUGGGAGUCGACCAGACGGUGUCGGCGGUGCCGGAGGAUGCGGUGGGCAGGCGGGUGUCUUGCGGCGGUGAGCGGGCAACGGUGCGGUACGUGGGCCCGGUACCACCAACAACAGGGCUGUGGCUCGGCGUAGAGUGGGACAACCCCGACAGAGGUAAACAUGACGGCAGCCACGAAGGAGUCCAGUACUUUACAUGCAGACACACUAAAGGGGGCUCCUUCGUCCGUCCAGCGAAGGUGAGCUUCGGAGUGGACUACCUGACCGCUGUGCGACAGGUGUACCAGAUCAACACAGAGGAGGUGCUGAGUGAGGAGAUGUCCGUCAAUUGGAAGGACAUUAAGGAGCGCAGUUUUGAGAGCCUCCCGUCAGUGCUACUGGGUCGCCGUGAGGUGAACAGCCCCGGGGAUAGUGGAGAAAUCAGGAAAACAACACCCAACGUCCAGUGGUUGGACCUGAGUAGGACUCUGCUGUCCUGCUGGGAGGACGUGGCCGCCAUCACCGAGCAGCUGGACAAACUGGAGGGACUACAGCUCAGCUACAACAGACUGUGUUUGCCCUCUGACCCCUCGGCUCACUGCCAGGCUUUCUGCAGCCUCAAAGUCCUCGCUCUCAACAGCUGCGACCUCACCUGGCCACAGAUCCUGGAGUGCGCCCCCAUGUGGCCUCAGCUGGAGGAUCUCUCUGUAGAUGAAAACAACAUCACAGAGCUGCAGAGGCCGGAGGGAGUGCUGCAGUCAGUGAAGCUUCUCAGCCUGUCCUGUAACCCGUUACUGCAGGACAGUGUGCUCAACAUGUCUGCCCUGCCCAGACUGGAGCAGCUGAACUUGUCCAAGACCGGACUGUCUGUCAUUCGAUUUGAUGACGCUGCUCCCGGAUCUCAGACAGCCAUGUUUCCAGCACUGAAGAAUCUCAGCCUGGACCAGAACAACAUCACCGAGUGGCGGGUGGUGGACGAGCUGGCGAAACUCCGCAGUCUGGUUCAGCUUUCGUGUCGCGGCAACCGACUGGUGAGCAGCGACGGGAACCCCAAAACGGCCAAUCAGAUGCUGAUCGCCAAACUGGGACGACUGGUCGUCCUCAACGGCUGCAAGAUACCCUCCGAGGACAGGAGGGGGGCGGAGCUCGACUACAUCAAGAUGUUUGGAGAGGAGUGGCUGAAGGCCGGGGGGCGGAGUCAGCCCAGCGCCCAGUUCACCUGUCAGCACCCCCGUUACCAGAGCCUCAUCCACAAGUAUGGAGCUCCAGAGGAAGGGGAGCUGAAGAAGCCGGAGCCGUUUGCCCUGAAAAAUCAGCUGUUGAAGAUUACAUUUGUGUUUCCUGAUGACGCCGACCGGAAGCCCAUUGAGAAGAAACUUCCAGCCACCAUGGUUGUGCAGAAGGUGAAGGGACUCCUGUACAGACUGCUGAAGGUUCCUGCAGCAGAUCUGAUGCUCACCUACACCAGCCCCAAGAUGGUGGGGACAGAGUUUGAGAUCGACAGCGACCUUAAGACUCUACAGUUUUAUUCCAUAGAGGAUGGAGACCAGGUGCUGGUCCGCUGGUCCUGACCCGAACAAGGAGGUGAAGAACCAGUCCGGUCCACUGCAGAGACGGAACGGAAGCCUCCGGGACUGAAUGUCAUCUACUUCUGUUAUAGACCCGGAUACAGACUGCGGACGCUUUCCGUUGCCGUCCCUGUGGGAGAGGACCCUCAGACUCGCACUGAGAGGUGGAUUUACUUCGGGAGCUGUUCUUACAAUCAUGCUCGGACUGGAUCCGUUCACACGUCGAAGCAAAUCACCAUUCAGGAUAAUGCAUGGCAAUCUGUCCGCUUGAAUUUCCUUUGUAUAAACCCUAUUUACACUCAGCACAGUUGCACUAACAAGUCCAAGGAUUUAAGAAAUAACGACAAACCGACCUGUCGCACUUUACGUGUCAACCCUCUGCAUUGGUUUCAGUUUACUCAGCUAAAUUUAACAGUUUGAGGUGCUGGUUUCAGAUAGAGCUGUAGAAUCUGUGGAAACCGAAGCUUCUUGUCAGCAUUUCAGCUUAGAUGAGAGUUAAAACCAUGAGUGUGUAAUAAACUGUGUUAGAAAAAUAUUAUCAUAUAGUGGGGUUUCGCUUAUUUCAAAUAAUCCUCCACAAAAAAA
Xiphias gladius (swordfish) is the source of this 2385-nucleotide messenger RNA. RefSeq names its product tubulin folding cofactor E (gene tbce). The record is from RefSeq and is a predicted model, not a curated record. Gene Ontology annotation, molecular function: alpha-tubulin binding. Gene Ontology annotation, biological process: protein folding. NCBI's taxonomy places the organism in Eukaryota, Metazoa, Chordata, Actinopteri, Istiophoriformes, Xiphiidae. The transcript has 16 exons. Bases 256 to 1803 code for a protein of 515 amino acids.